AUGUACAAGCAAAUCUUUAUCACUCUUCUUUUAUUGGCGUCAUUGUUCUCAGCCAAUGCUAUUCCAGCACGAAACGCUCUCGGGAAUAUUGCUAAACGAAAUGGAAAUGAAAGUGACAACGACGACAACAAGAUUAUCGGAAAGUCUGAAUUUAGAACUGGUUCAAACGGAUUCGAAGCCACUUUCACACUUGUACAAUUGCCUUCUGCUGAUGGAGAUAAUGAUAGUGAUGAUCACCAGGUCUUUGUGACGUCUCUUAUAGUUCUUGACCAAAGCCUCCGUGUUGAGGUUAGAGAAUGUGGCAGCAAUGAUGGUGACAAUGAUAGUGAUGACGUGAACGGGGAGGUUUUGUUCGAUCUCACUCCGUUCGUAAAAUCUGGGACGGAAUGGUCCACGGUGUUAAAUAACGCUGAUGUUAACAAGCUAUUUGGUAAAUGCGUCGUCAUAUCUAAUGGCGACAAGAGAGGACUCCCAACGCAGUCAAUCAUCCGCCAUGCUCCUUAA
Paraglomus occultum is the source of this 504-nucleotide messenger RNA. The record is from the annotation of a GenBank genome assembly. NCBI's taxonomy places the organism in Eukaryota, Fungi, Glomeromycota, Glomeromycetes, Paraglomerales, Paraglomeraceae.